Molecule: messenger RNA, 2751 nt
Organism: Lottia gigantea (owl limpet)
Lineage: Eukaryota; Metazoa; Mollusca; Gastropoda; Lottiidae
Exons: 17
Coding region: 1-2751 (916 amino acids)
Molecular function (GO): oxidoreductase activity, acting on the CH-NH2 group of donors, NAD or NADP as acceptor; iron-sulfur cluster binding; glutamate synthase activity
Source: RefSeq, a predicted model, not a curated record
AUGAUGAGAAAAUGUCAUCUGAACACUUGUCCAGUUGGCGUGGCAACACAGGAUCCCAUUCUCAGACAGAAAUUUGCUGGUAAGCCAGAAUAUGUUGUCAACUAUCUCUUCCUGUUGGCAGAAGAGGUCAGAGGACUGUUGGCUAAAAUGGGUUUCAGAUCUUUACAAGAAGCCAUUGGUAGAGUAGAUAAAGUUAAAUACAGUCCAGAUUCUCAGAAUCCUAAAGCCAAGACCCUUGACUUCUCCAAUAUCUUAAAGAAUGCUCUUGAAAUAAGACCAGGCACUAAUAUAGUUGGUGGAAGCAUGAAACAGAUCUUUGGUACUGAAUUGCGUUUAGAUAAUAAACUGAUUGCUGAGGCUAUGGAUGUUUUGGAAGGGAAAAAAAAGAGUGUUGUCAUAAACAUGAAAGUCACCAAUGAAGAUAGAGCUUUUGCUUCAACCUUGAGUUGGCAAGUUUCAAAGAGAUAUGUAGAAGCUGGUUUACCCCCUAACAGUAUUAUUAUUAAUCUUACUGGUUCUGGUGGACAAAGUUUCUGUGCCUUCAUGGCUAAAGGUAUACAUGUUACAUUAGAAGGUGAUGCUAAUGAUUAUGUUGGAAAGGGAUUGUCAGGUGGUGAGAUUAUUAUAUUCCCGCCAAAAGAUAUGCCGUCUGAUUUUAAAUCAGAAAACAAUAUUAUUGUUGGUAAUGUUUGUUUAUAUGGUGCUACCUCAGGAAAAGCUUUCUUUAGGGGCCAAACUGCUGAGAGAUUCUGUGUGAGAAAUUCUGGAGCUGUAGCUGUUUGUGAGGGAUGUGGAGAUCAUGGUUGUGAAUACAUGACUGGUGGAAGGGUUGUGGUUCUUGGAUUAACGGGUAGAAAUUUUGCUGCUGGUAUGUCUGGUGGUCUUGCUUAUACUUAUGAUAAGUUGAAAUUAUUCACUCAGAGAUGUAAUCAGGAAUCAGUGGCACUGGAACCACUGGAAUUAGAAGAUGAUUUGACAUUUGUUCAUGAUUUAAUCAAAGAAUUCCAAGAGAAGACCAAUUCUCAACAAGCAUUAGAUAUUCUGAAUAACUGGAAUGAAGAAAAACAGCAUUUUAUCAAGGUUUUCCCACAUGAAUAUAGAAGAGCUUUGAAAGAAACUGCUGAAGAAGAGAAAGCAGCUGAAGCCAGUAAAACUCAGAAACCACAAGAGGUUGAAGAUAAACCUGAGAAGAAUGUUCAGGAUAUUGAAGAGACUAUUCCUGAUGAUACUCAGAAUCAGAAAAAUAUACAGAAAGCUCUUGAUAAAACUAGAGGUUUUGUCAAAUAUAACAGAGCUACCUAUCAAUACAGAGACCCUGAUUCUCGUCAGAAAGAUUGGAAUGAAAUCUUCAACCAUAAACAAGUUAAAGAAGGAUUGAGGAUGCAGGCUGCUAGAUGUAUGGAUUGUGGUGUACCAUUCUGUCAAUCUGAUCAUGGUUGUCCUCUCAGUAAUAUUAUACCUAAAUGGAAUGAUUUAGUCUUCCAGAACAAAUGGAGAGAGGCCUUGGAUCAACUUGAGCAGACAAAUAAUUUCCCAGAAUUCACUGGUCGCGUCUGCCCUGCUCCGUGUGAGGGUGCGUGUGUAUUAGGUAUUAACAGUCCAGCAGUCACCAUAAAGAAUAUAGAGAACACAAUUAUUGAUACUGGCUUUGAAAAUGGUUGGAUUGUACCUAGACCACCUAAAGAACGAACUGGUAAAAAAAUAGCUGUUGUUGGUAGUGGACCAUCUGGCUUAGCUGCUGCUGCACAGUUGAAUAAGGCUGGACAUUUAGUAACAGUAUAUGAAAGAAAUGACCGUAUUGGUGGUUUAUUAAGAUAUGGUAUACCAACAAUGAAACUAGGCAAAGAUGUUGUUCAACGUCGUGUAGAUAUCCUAGCUAAAGAAGGUAUUGAAUUUAAGACCAAUACUGAAAUUGGUGUCACUGUACCAGCAGGAGAUCUACUCAAAGAUAAUGAUGCUGUUUUGUUAACAUUGGGUGCUACUUGGCCAAGAGGAUUACCUAUACCAGGUCAUAAUUUGAAUGGAAUCCAUUUUGCUAUGAGUUUCUUAGAAAGAUGGCAGAAGAAACAGAGUGGUAAUGAUAUAGAGUUGUUAAAUUUAGCUGCUAAAGAUAAAGAUAUAGUAAUAAUUGGUGGAGGUGAUACAGGCUGUGAUUGUAUAGCUACAUCAUUAAGACAGGGAGCCAAGAGUAUUACAUCAUUUGAAAUUUUACCAGAACCACCAGUAACAAGAGCUGAUAGUAAUCCAUGGCCAACAUGGCCAAAAAUAUUCAGGGUUGAUUAUGGACAUGAGGAAGUGAAACUCAAAUUUGGGCGUGAUCCAAGAAUCUUCAAUAUCAAGAGCACUGGAUUUUUAGAUGAUGGUAAGGGUAAUGUUUGUGGUGUAAAUACAGUAUUAGUGGAGUGGAAGAAAGAUGAUGCUGGUAGAUGGCAGAUGUCAGACGUACCAGGUUCAGAAAAAACAUACAAGUGUGAUAUGAUUUUAUUAGCAAUGGGUUUCUUGGGACCAGAACGUAAGAUUGUAGAGGAGUUAUCUAUAGAUCUAGAUCCACGUGGUAAUCUACAAACACCAAAACACAAAUAUGCUACCAGUGUUCCAAAAGUGUAUGCUGCUGGGGAUUGCAGAAGGGGCCAAUCUUUAGUUGUGUGGGCCAUAUCAGAGGGUAGACAAGCAGCUAGACAAAUAGAUCUAGAUCUGUGUGGUAAGACCAGUCUAGCAGGACCAGGGGGUAUAGUUAAUGGUCCAUUGUGA